AUGGUGCACUACGCGCCCGCGCCGCGCCUGCGGGCGAUGUCCGGGCCGCGCACCGCCGCCGCGCUGGCGCACCUCGUGGCCACGGUGCUGGACGCGCAGGUACCACUACUGUGUGAACUAGGCGCGUGCCUGUCGCUGGUCCGCAAGAUGGUGCACUACGCGCCCGCGCCGCGCCUGCGGGCGAUGUCCGGGCCGCGCACCGCCGCCGCGCUGGCGCACCUCGUGGCCACGGUGCUGGACGCGCAGGUACCACUACUGUGUGAACUAGGCGCGUGCCUGUCGCUGGUCCGCAAGAUGGUGCACUACGCGCCCGCGCCGCGCCUGCGGGCGAUGUCCGGGCCGCGCACCGCCGCCGCGCUGGCGCACCUCGUGGCCACGGUGCUGGACGCGCAGGUACCACUACUGUGUGAACUAGGCGCGUGCCUGUCGCUGGUCCGCAAGAUGGUGCACUACGCGCCCGCGCCGCGCCUGCGGGCGAUGUCCGGGCCGCGCACCGCCGCCGCGCUGGCGCACCUCGUGGCCACGGUGCUGGACGCGCAGGUACCACUACUGUGUGAACUAGGCGCGUGCCUGUCGCUGGUCCGCAAGAUGGUGCACUACGCGCCCGCGCCGCGCCUGCGGGCGAUGUCCGGGCCGCGCACCGCCGCCGCGCUGGCGCACCUCGUGGCCACGGUGCUGGACGCGCAGGUACCACUACUGUGUGAACUAGGCGCGUGCCUGUCGCUGGUCCGCAAGAUGGUGCACUACGCGCCCGCGCCGCGCCUGCGGGCGAUGUCCGGGCCGCGCACCGCCGCCGCGCUGGCGCACCUCGUGGCCACGGUGCUGGACGCGCAGGUACCACUACUGUGUGAACUAGGCGCGUGCCUGUCGCUGGUCCGCAAGAUGGUGCACUACGCGCCCGCGCCGCGCCUGCGGGCGAUGUCCGGGCCGCGCACCGCCGCCGCGCUGGCGCACCUCGUGGCCACGGUGCUGGACGCGCAGGUACCACUACUGUGUGAACUAGGCGCGUGCCUGUCGCUGGUCCGCAAGAUGGUGCACUACGCGCCCGCGCCGCGCCUGCGGGCGAUGUCCGGGCCGCGCACCGCCGCCGCGCUGGCGCACCUCGUGGCCACGGUGCUGGACGCGCAGGUACCACUACUGUGUGAACUAGGCGCGUGCCUGUCGCUGGUCCGCAAGAUGGUGCACUACGCGCCCGCGCCGCGCCUGCGGGCGAUGUCCGGGCCGCGCACCGCCGCCGCGCUGGCGCACCUCGUGGCCACGGUGCUGGACGCGCAGGUACCACUACUGUGUGAACUAGGCGCGUGCCUGUCGCUGGUCCGCAAGAUGGUGCACUACGCGCCCGCGCCGCGCCUGCGGGCGAUGUCCGGGCCGCGCACCGCCGCCGCGCUGGCGCACCUCGUGGCCACGGUGCUGGACGCGCAGGUACCACUACUGUGUGAACUAGGCGCGUGCCUGUCGCUGGUCCGCAAGAUGGUGCACUACGCGCCCGCGCCGCGCCUGCGGGCGAUGUCCGGGCCGCGCACCGCCGCCGCGCUGGCGCACCUCGUGGCCACGGUGCUGGACGCGCAGGUACCACUACUGUGUGAACUAGGCGCGUGCCUGUCGCUGGUCCGCAAGAUGGUGCACUACGCGCCCGCGCCGCGCCUGCGGGCGAUGUCCGGGCCGCGCACCGCCGCCGCGCUGGCGCACCUCGUGGCCACGGUGCUGGACGCGCAGGACGAUGAUGACGGUCACCUGACCGUGCUGGCCAUUGCUGAAGAGCUGAUGGUGAAAGCGACCGACAUAUACUUGGAACAGUUCGCAAGACUCGGUGUCUUCAGCAAAGUGGAGGCUUUAGCUUCUUCACAUCCAGCGCCUGUUGACAGUGAUGGCGCCGUUAUCGCUGCGGGAAGCGAAAGGAGCGCGCUGGAUAGCGACAAGAGCAGCGACGCGGCCAGCCUGAGUCACAACACGGCGUACUCGUGGGGCGAGUGGUCGCUGUGCCGCGGCCGCGACGCACUCUAUCUGUGGAGCGAUGCGGCCGCGCUGGAGCUGAGCACUGGCUCCAACGGCUGGUUCCGGUUCCUGUUGGACGGGAAGCUGGCCACCAUGUACUCCAGCGGCAGCCCCGAGCACCAGACUGACAACACAGAAAAUCGUGGAGAGUUCAUCGAUAAAUUACGAAGAGCGAGAGCGUCAGUGAAAAAUACGGUGCCUCAACCUAUUUUAUCUAAAUCGGGAUCAACCAAACUGAUUCUUGGCAAUUGGAUGUUGUCUUGUAAGAAGGAAAAGGAGCUUCUCAUACACAAUUCAGAUGGACAGCAGCAGACAACAAUACUUAAGGAAAACCUGCCAGGCUUCAUUUUUGAGUCCAACCGAGGAACAAAGCAUUCAUUUACAGCAGAAACAUUUUUAGGUCCGGAUUUGGCUAGUGGUUGGGUUGAACGUCGGGCAACAAAUGUCAGUAAUGGCAAUGCGGUCCAAGGAAGAACUCGCCUUUCUGCUAAGGUUGAAGCUCAGAAAGCGCAGGUGGGCGAGCGGGCUCGUGCGUUGUACUCGCGCCACCUGUCGAGCGCCGCGUGUCGCCAGCCGCGCGCGCCCGUGGCUCAGUUGCGGGCGCUGCUAGCGUUGUUACAUCGCAUCGCAACUCAUCCUAAGGGUGACUGGAAAAAGGAGUUAAAGGAAACAUUGGACCAAUUGGGUGAAAUGUUGUGUGGAGAGGAACUUUUGUCUGCAUAUGAGUUGCAGUCAUCUGGCUUAGCUCCUGCUCUUUUACAAGUUCUCACAGCUCAGCCAAAUGAUGUUCCGGGACAGCUAGCGGAACGCGAGCGUAUCGUCCGCCAAUGGGUGUGCGAGGGCGAGUCCCCCGGCGCCGCGGUGGUGGCGCGGCUGGUGGCCGUGCUGGAGAGUGUGGAGCGCCUGCCCGUGCUGGCGCCCGCGCCCGACGGCCCGCACGCGCACCCCGCCGCGCUGCACCACCUCACCAAGAGGAUCAGAUUACGCGUUGAGCGAGCCAGUGAAGAUACGUCAGAGGACGUGGCUAACAACAACUCGACUCGUAACCUUAAGGUGGAAGCUUUGACGACUGUCAGACAACUAGAGAAAUUCCUCGCGAAGUCUGUUGCGCGCCAGUGGUACGACAUGGAGCGCUCGACCUACAACUUUGUGCAAAAGAUUAAGACGGAGGCACCUAUAAACUUUAUUUAUGAUCACGAUUUCGAUGAAAAUGGGGUGUUCUACUUUAUUGGUACUAAUGCUGGUACUUCCGAGUGGGUAAACCCCGGUGCACACGGUCUGGUGAGCGUGUGGUCUUCGGAUGGCAGACAGCUGCCGUACGGAAGAGCUGAAGACGUCCUAUCAAGGUCUCCCGAACCUUUGAACGUGCACACCAACGAUGAUAGAAGAGCAUUCGUUGCGAUUGACCUGGGCUUACACAUCGUGCCUACUGCGUACACGCUGAGGCAUGCUCGUGGAUAUAGCAGAUCUGCGCUUAGAAACUGGCUGUUCCAAAUGUCUAUGGACGGAGUGACGUGGAGCACACUAGUGGUACACAAUGACGAGCAAGCGCUACAAGAGCCAGGCAGCACGGCCACGUGGUGGGUGCGGGGAGACACGCCCUACCGCUACCUGCGCAUACAACAGAACGGCAAGAACGCGUCUGGCCAGAGCUACUACCUGUCGCUCUCGGGGCUGGAGCUCUAUGGCAAGGUGGUGAGCGCGGCGGACAGCGCCCCGCGGCAGCUGUGCGGCUCCGCGUCGUGCGUGUCGCCGGGCGUGCGCACGCGGCGCGUGUCGCGCGCGCGGCCGCUGUGUGCGGGCGCCCGCGUGGCGCGCGGCCCCGACUGGAAGUGGCGCGACCAGGACGGGCCCGGCCCGGCCAUGGGCACCGUCACCUCCGACCUGCACAACGGAUGGGUGGACGUCAGGUGGGAUCACGGCGGUCGCAACUCUUACCGCAUGGGGGCCGAGGGAAAGUUCGAUUUAAAAUUGAUUGGCACGUACGAAGCGCCACGAUCUCGUAAGAGUCACUCCACGCCGAGCCUUCCAGACGCUACCAAUAAUGAUAAUCAGGUUAGUCACUAAAUAAUCCUCUAUAACCUUUUGUAU
This is a messenger RNA of Leptidea sinapis, 4086 nucleotides long. RefSeq names its product E3 ubiquitin-protein ligase HECTD1-like. Gene Ontology annotation, biological process: proteasome-mediated ubiquitin-dependent protein catabolic process; protein K63-linked ubiquitination; anatomical structure development. NCBI's taxonomy places the organism in Eukaryota, Metazoa, Arthropoda, Insecta, Lepidoptera, Pieridae. Gene Ontology annotation, molecular function: ubiquitin protein ligase activity; metal ion binding. The transcript has 14 exons. The record is from RefSeq and is a predicted model, not a curated record. Bases 1 to 4062 code for a protein of 1353 amino acids. Gene Ontology annotation, cellular component: nuclear speck.